AUGCAGAAGGGUGUCACCCAGGACUAUAUAUUAACGAAAUAUGAAAAAACUAACGCAAACUUUUGUAAAUAUUACAAAAGUCAAGGAAUUGUUAAGAUCAGCGAGUGGGAUAAAUUCAUGGCUGCUUUCAGAGAAGAUUUACCCACAUCCUUCCGUAUUCAAGGGAGUAGCAAAGAAGCCCAAUCGCUGAUUGAAUUGAUGAGCAAACGUUAUUUUGAGCCAAUGAAAGAAUGGGAAAAUGGUGAAUGUUUUUUGCCGAAAGCGCUUCCGUGGUAUUCAUAUGCAUUCCAGACAUCUGCUUCUCGUGCAACUUUGCGUAGUCAUCCUUUGUUGAAAGGUCUUCAUAAUUUUCUUAUCACCGAAGCUGAACUGGUACUCUUUACUUUUGUACUCUACCCAGAUAUUUUAAACAUGGGUAACAUAAGUCGACAAGAAACGGUUAGUAUGAUUCCUCCGCUUUUGCUUGACAUCAGACCUCAUCAUAAAGUUCUGGAUGUCUGCGCAGCACCUGGUAGUAAAACUAUGCAAAUUGUUGAAAUGAUGCAUAGCAAUGGCAACAUUCCUAAAGGGAUUAUUGUAGCAAAUGACGUGAAUAAUUCGCGCUGUUAUUUACUUGUUCGUCAAGCUUUGAAGCGAAUGCCAACAUCGAAUUGUAUUGUUAUUAAUGAAGAUGCAGCAUUUUUGCCUAAUUUAUCUUUCAACGAAGGCACAAAUGAACUAUUGCUGUUUGACAGAGUACUUUGUGAUGUAAUUUGCAGUGGUGAUGGAACUUUCAGAAAAAGUCCGGAUAUGUGGCACUCUUGGAGCCCUGUACAGGGUUUGGGUUUACACAAAGUUCAAGUUAAUAUUGCUCGACGUGCUGUGCAGCUACUCAGUAUUGGUGGUGCAUCCUUUAAUUCAUUAUUCUGUAUAUUUAAUUUUUUACAACGUUUUGUUUUCCGGAUGUUAGGUCUUAUGGUAUAUUCGACGUGUUCAUUAAAUCCUAUAGAAGACGAAGCAGUCGUCGCAUCUAUAUUACGCUAUGGUGGAGGUGCUUUAGAGCUGGUUGAUGUUUCUGACCAGUUACAGUCGUUGAAGCGCUCACCGGGACUUUCGAAGUGGAAGGUGUUUGAUAAAGAAAUGCGUGAAUAUAAUAAUUUAUUUGACGUAGAAUCUGAUCAGAAACGGUAUUUUACUUCCUCUAUGUUCCCCCCUAGUAACGAAGAAGUUGAAAAUUUUCAUUUGGAACAUUGUUUUCGAAUAUUACCUCAUUUGCAAAAUACAGGGGGAUUUUUCGUUGCAGUGAUCAAAAAAACAAAGCCUCUAAGCCAAUCAGAUCUUGCUUUUCAAUUGCCUCCAAAAAAACGAAGUCGGGCUUUUAAAGAAGAUCCGUUCGUUUUUCUCAAAAAAGAAGAUUCUAGAUGGAGAGAUAUCGCAAAUCAUUAUGGGGUUUCGGAGACUUUUCCUUACCAAAAUCUUCUGGGUAGAACAGUUGAAGCUGACAAGAAACGAUCAUUAUACUUUGUGAACAACUCAGUCAAAGACUUUCUGCUUUGUAAUCAAGAUAAAGUGAAAGUAAUUAAUGCCGGUAUUCGUAUGUUUGGACGAGUUGAAAAUAAAUAUAACUUAUGUCGAUUUAGACUACUGCAAGAUGGUAUCAAAACAAUAUUACCCCAUCUAGGAAAAAGAGUUGUUGAAAUCAGUGUAGAGGAUAUGAGGAAAAUUUUGAAAACAGAGACGGGAAAAGAAAAUUUCCCCAAGGAUGAAUUGGAAUCAAAUGAAAAAUUUCGUGACAUAUCAUCGGGAAGUAUUGUUCUAGUCACGGAAUUUAAAAGUUUGAAACAAAUUAUUUGCGCCUGGAUGGGAGCUAAAAGUAUUGCUGCAUAUGUCAGUAAGGAUGAAAGGAUUCAUGUGCUGCGGAUGCUUGGUUGCGACACCACUGAUCUCGAAAAAUUAGUAUGGACCAAGCGGCAGUCAAAAGCAAUAAAUGAUCGAGAAGGUGCACAUUGUCGAAAAAGUUAUGAGAAAUCGCUUGAAGUGCGACAAAACGAAGAAGAAAUCAGCAGUGAUCAUUUAGAAAUGGAAAAAGGUUCCUCUUCCAACGAUAUGUUCAAGAAGUUGACAUUUGGGAUAAAAAGAAACAAGUUAUGGCAACAAAGGAAAGAAAUUAAAACAGAUGAUGCUUUGUUGCGAGUUCGUUUGUUGCCUAAAGAGUAUGAAAAGAACUUUGAAAGCAAUGAGGAUUUCAAUGAACCACGCAGUAAUAUAUUGUCUGAGAAAGGUAAAGAGCCUGAGAUUAUCCGAGGACUGAACAGUGUUCCAAAAAAAAAGAAGAAGCGGAAAAGUUUGGUAUUGAAGCGGGAACUGGCCUCUCAUUUGCGGAAGCUAAAUCGAAUAUUUGUCUGGGGUGAUGACAUUCCUAAUCCUCUGGUACAUUUUGCCGAAAUUGAUGGAUUACCUCAAGAAUUACUUAGUAAUUUAAGAGAAUUUGGCAUCUUAGAACCAACUCCAAUUCAAAUGCAAGCUAUUCCAGUUAUGAUUCAAGAGAGAAAUUUAUUAUGCAGCGCUCCAACUGGUUCUGGAAAAACGUUAGCCUUCUCUUUACCGAUUAUUAUUGAUGUUAUACGUCGUAAAAAUAAUUUUUCUGCUGACGAGAACAAGACAUUAAAUGCUAUAGUGCUUGAACCGACAUAUGAGCUCGCUAAGCAGACGUACGUUCAGUUUUUAAAAUUUUCUCAGAAUCUCCCUGUUUUAUCCGCUCUUUUGGAGGACGAAAUACCUCAAAAUGCAAAUAUCAUAAUUUCAACACCUAAAAAAUUGAUAUACGCUAUCGAAAAAAACAAGAAUAUUUUCUCAUCAGAUGAACUAAGCUGGCUUGUUAUCGAUGAAAGUGAUCGACUUUUUGAUACUACAGAAGGAGAGCACAGAUGCUUUAGGAAUCAGCUUGCCAAAAUAUAUCAAGCAUGUUCCGGGAAUGCCGUAUGCCGUGCCUUUUUCAGUGCAACAUUUUCAUAUGAAGUGGAGAAUUGGUGCAAAAAAAACCUUCAUGAUGUAGCAAUGAUAUGCAUUGGAGCCAGAAAUUCUGCAAUUAAUACUGUGAAACAAGAGCUCAUUUUUGCUGGAUCUGAGCAUGGAAAAGUUGUAGCAUUAAGAGCAUUAUUUCAUGAUGGUUUUGAAGCUCCAGCACUAGUUUUCGUGCAGAGCAAAUUACGAGCUAGACAGCUGUUAUCCGUUAUAGAAUCUGUGCGACCGCCAACACCAGCAAAGAUAAUUUCAAGUGAGAAAACAGAAACGGAGCGUGAGUACGCGAUAACUGAAUUUCGUGAAGGCCGCAUUUGGGUUUUAGUUUGCACGGACUUGAUGGGUCGUGGCCUUGAUUUAAGUGGCAUCAAUUUAGUCAUUAACUUUGAUCUUCCGACUUCGAUAAUCAGCUAUAUUCAUCGCAUUGGUAUUCGUAAUUUUCAUGAUUUUCCUCGUCGAGCAGGACGAGCAGGCCGAAGAGGACAUGCAAUCACGUAUUUCACGGAAAAUGACUUGGAUUUUAUUCGUCCAAUUGCUUUUCUCAUCAAACAAGCUGGUUUUGAAGUUCCAGAAUAUACUUUACGAGUGCGAAAACCAACAAAGAAAGUGCUGAAGGAAAAGAAAAGACUUUUGAAACAUGCUCCAAAGCGGAAACGCGUUGGUUCAGAAAAACAAAUUGAUGAGGAAGCAGAAACGCGUCAGAAAAACAAAUUGUUGAGAAAAGAGAAGUAA
This is a messenger RNA of Thelazia callipaeda (thelaziosis nematode), 3732 nucleotides long. NCBI's taxonomy places the organism in Eukaryota, Metazoa, Nematoda, Chromadorea, Rhabditida, Thelaziidae. The record is from the annotation of a GenBank genome assembly.